Molecule: messenger RNA, 1050 nt
Organism: Elaeis guineensis (African oil palm)
Lineage: Eukaryota; Viridiplantae; Streptophyta; Magnoliopsida; Arecales; Arecaceae
Product: heavy metal-associated isoprenylated plant protein 27
Molecular function (GO): metal ion binding
Source: RefSeq, a predicted model, not a curated record
AACAAAAAGAGUACCACGUAACUGUGCUUCCCACAAGAUCUUUGCCACGUGUCCCUCUACAAGAUAAAAUUUCGUCUUACUAGGUGCAACGUGGCUGUCCUCGAACGGCUGGUCGGUUCAUAUGAACGGUCGAUGGUAGACUCCAGACGCGGCAUCCGUCACUCGCGCUGCCGUGUGAGCCCAAGCUUCGAACCAUCAGUCCAUGACUAAACCAGCUGUUAUCUUUCCCAGCACUCAAAGCUUAUAUUUAGCGGCCAGCCUCCUCAUUGGAGCCAGAAGCAUACUAGAGUAAACAAAGAAGUAGCGGUGUAGUGUAGCUGGUAACUGGAGAGCAAACUAUGGGUAUUUUAGACCAUUUUUCGGAACUCUGCUCGCUCCCUAGCGACCACCGAAGGUCCAAGAAACAUAAGCAGUUUCAGACGGUGGAGAUGAAGGUGAGAAUAGACUGUGAAGGGUGUGAGAGGAAGGUGAGGAAAGCUCUGAAAGGAAUGAAAGGGAUUAGCACUGUGGAGAUAGAGCCGAAGCUGAACAAGGUGACGGUGACGGGGUACGUGGAUCCGAAGAAGGUGAUACAGAGGGUGAGGUGGAGGACGGGGAAGAUGGCGGAGCCGUGGCCGUACGUGCCCUACGACGUGGUGCCCCACCCUUAUGCCCCCGGGGCCUACGACAAGAAGGCUCCUCCCGGGUACGUGCGCGACGUGAUGGACGACCCCAGGCUCGCCCCAAUCGCACGUGCCAGCUCCAUGGAGGAGCGCUACUCCACCGCCUUCAGCGAUGAGAACCCCAGAUCCUGUACCAUCAUGUGAUCAGCACAUGCUUAGCUACGUAACUUAAUUUUUUUUUCUUUUCUUUUCGUUCUCUCUUUUGGGGAUUGUUCUCUCUUUUUCUUGUACAAAAGAAGAGAGAGUCUGGGGAAGAAGUGGGUAUGAGUAAUGGUCUGAGGUUGAGUUGGUGGUGGUUAGAUUUGUGUUUUACUAUUUGCUAUCUGUUGUAUUCUGUACUUGUUCCAGGUGUCUAUGGCAAGGGAAUGGCUUCUUUUUUGUUCUUUUU